CCUGCCUGGCCGCUUCCCGGCGCCUCCCCAGUGUCCUUGCCAAGAGGGUGGGCGCCAGUUCUCUCCUGCCCGACGGAAUGUAGGGGCCUCUCCAGCGAGCACCUCCCAGGAACUGGCGCUGAGGGGCAGCCCCGACUUCUCACUGCUUCAAGUUCACCCUCCUCGGCCGCUGACCUCCUCUGGGUGUCUUUACCCAAGUGGUGGCUUUUCUCCCGUUGGGGGGUGGGGGGAACCACCUGUUCUUUUGGACUCAGCCCAGGAGACUGCCACCUCUGACUUCACUCUCAGCUUACAAGAUCUUAAAAAGCCAAGCUGCUGAGAACCAGCCCUAGACCUCUGCUUGAGGGUCCUUCCUCUGGAGACAUCACCAGUGUGUGGAGCCUGCCCCACACCCACCCCCUGCCAAACCACGGCCUUUACCUGUGUCUUCCGGUGUUUCCCGUGCGACCCAUCCUGUGGGAGUGCGUCGUGGGCUGCCCCGGAGUUCACCCCACGCUCAGCAGCGCCAAUGGUGAAGAUGACAAGAUCCAAGACUUUCCAAGCAUAUCUACCCUCCUGCCACCGGACCUACAGCUGCAUUCACUGCAGAGCCCACUUGGCCAAUCAUGACGAACUCAUUUCCAAGUCGUUCCAAGGAAGUCAAGGACGAGCAUACCUCUUUAACUCAGUAGUUAAUGUGGGCUGCGGGCCUGCAGAGGAGCGAGUCUUGCUAACGGGACUGCAUGCAGUCGCAGACAUUUACUGUGAAAACUGCAAAACCACUCUGGGCUGGAAAUAUGAACAUGCCUUUGAAAGCAGCCAGAAAUAUAAAGAAGGCAAAUACAUCAUUGAGCUAGCACACAUGAUCAAGGACAAUGGCUGGGACUGAUGGGAGAGCAUCCACCCAAUCCAGUGUCCACGUGAACGCCAUCCACCUGAACAUUCUACCCGAGCGUGAGAGAGUGACUGAACACUCGGUUCCAUCCAUUUAGGGGCCUCGCCAUCUGGGGCAUUCUCCCACCCUGACGCCAUCUUUCUGGUGACCGGCCUCUAAAUCGCUGUCUCUCUGUCUCUUU
Messenger RNA from Ceratotherium simum simum (southern white rhinoceros), 1055 nucleotides. The record is from RefSeq and is a predicted model, not a curated record. Lineage: Eukaryota; Metazoa; Chordata; Mammalia; Perissodactyla; Rhinocerotidae.